Trematosphaeria pertusa is the source of this 1134-nucleotide messenger RNA. RefSeq names its product DNA glycosylase. Bases 1 to 1134 code for a protein of 377 amino acids. Gene Ontology annotation, molecular function: DNA-(apurinic or apyrimidinic site) endonuclease activity; DNA binding; oxidized pyrimidine nucleobase lesion DNA N-glycosylase activity. NCBI's taxonomy places the organism in Eukaryota, Fungi, Ascomycota, Dothideomycetes, Pleosporales, Trematosphaeriaceae. Gene Ontology annotation, cellular component: nucleus. Gene Ontology annotation, biological process: base-excision repair, AP site formation; base-excision repair; nucleotide-excision repair. The transcript has 2 exons. The record is from RefSeq and is a predicted model, not a curated record.
AUGGCUGUUAAGGAUGAGAACGCGCAGUCUGAUUCGGAAUUGAGCUCUGUGCCGGACGCUUCCGGCUCGGAAGGGAGAGAGACGAAUCCUAGCAGGAAACGGAAAAGGAGACAGGCCGCGCCGGUGAUGCUCAAGCGGGAGAGCAAAGAGGUGUCCAUAACGAGUAUUGCGUCACCGAAGAAGGCAGGAAAGCCCAAGAAGGCGCGCCGGGUACCUGCGAAGAAGGUCGUAGGAGCAGACGGGAGAGUCAAGGUGGAACCGCCACCCAAUUGGGAAGAGAUAUAUGCUCUGACCAGAGAAAUGCGCAAUGAGAUGGUUGCGCCCGUCGAUACAAUGGGAUGUGCAAGUCUGGCAGAUCGCAAGGCCUCGCCAAAGGACCAGAGAUUCCAAACACUCGUUGCGCUGAUGCUCUCAAGUCAAACGAAGGAUACGGUGACCAGCGUUGCUAUCAAAGGCAUGCAAGAUAAUAUGCCUGGAGGCUUCAAUAUCGAAUCUGUCCUCGCAAUUGACCCUCCCGCACUAAAUGCGUUCAUCAACAAGGUGGGCUUCCACAAUCUCAAGACCAAGUACAUAAAGCAAGCGGCAGAGGUCCUCCGCGACAAAUGGGCCUCAGAUAUCCCCGACACCAUCCAAGGCCUCAUCUCCCUCCCCGGUGUGGGACCGAAGAUGGCAUAUCUCUGCAUGAGCGCAGCUUGGGGAAGAGACGAAGGCAUCGGCGUCGACGUCCACGUGCAUCGUAUCACUAACCUCUGGGGUUGGCAUAAAACAAAGCAGCCGGAGGAGACAAGGGCUGCCUUGGAGUCGUGGCUCCCGAAAGACAAAUGGCACUACAUCAACAACCUUCUCGUCGGUUUCGGGCAGACAAUAUGCUUGCCCGUCGGGAGGCGGUGUGGGGAGUGUAAGCUGGCGGAGAGGGGCCUCUGUCCUUCGGCAGUGGUAGGAAAGAGUACAAAAGUCAAGGAGGAGGCGGCGAUCACGAAGCUUGAGCGGCCCAACGGUGAGGCCGUUGUCCGGCAGAAGACGGUUGUGGCCAAAGAGAGCGAUGUCACAGCUGAGGAUGUGGAAGGCGCGAUACCCGACAUUGAAGACAUAGGGAAGGCGCCGCCCAGGCGCAGUGCUCGGAAAGCAUUGUAG